CACACCGUGAUCACUUGGCCUGGAAACUUUGACCGUAGAUACUGGAAAGAAGCACCAUGGCUCAGCAGAAUUUUGCAGCAGUGUUUCCAGAGGGCCUGACGCCGUUGGCACAGGCCGACCCUGAGGUGUUUGGUAUCAUCAAGGAUGAGGAGGAGAGGCAGUGGAAGGGGAUUGAGUUGAUUGCUUCCGAGAACUUCACUUCGCAGCCCGUCAUUGAGGCGCUGGGAUCAUGCUUCACCAAUAAAUAUUCUGAAGGUCAGCCAGGAGCUCGAUACUACGGCGGCAACGUCAACACCGAUCGCAUCGAGCUCUUGUGUAAGGCUCGCGCUUUGGAGGCGUUUCAUCUCAGCCCUGAGAGCUGGGGGGUCAAUGUGCAGCCGUACUCCGGAAGUCCGGCGAACUUUGCAGUGUACACUGCCCUCCUGCAGCCCCAUGACCGCAUCAUGGGCCUGGACCUGCCCAGCGGUGGCCACCUGACCCACGGCUACUACACAGCCAAUGGCAAGAAGAUCUCGGCCACCUCUAUCUACUUCGAGUCCCUGCCCUACAAGCUGAACCCCGAGACGGGGUACAUUGACUAUGACAAGCUGGAGGAGAAGGCACUCGACUUCCGGCCAAAGAUGCUCAUCUGCGGUGGCUCUGCAUACCCGCGUGAGUGGGACUACAAGCGCCUUUACGGCAUCGCCAAGAAGGUCGGCGCGCUGCUCAUGUGCGACAUGGCCCACUACAGCGGUCUGGUGGCGGCUCAGGAGCUGGACCAGCCCUUCGAGUACUGCGACGUGGUGACGACCACCACCCACAAGUCCCUGCGCGGCCCCCGCGCCGGCAUGAUCUUCUUCCGCGUGGGCCCCAAGGGUGAGCGCGCGGUGAAGGGCGAGGCUGCGGACGCGGCGUACGACUUUGAGGACCGCAUCAACUUCAGCGUGUUCCCCUCGCUGCAGGGCGGCCCCCACAACCACCAGAUCGCAGCGCUGGCCGUCGCGCUCAAGUACGCCGCAUCGCCCCAGUUCAAGACCUACGCCAAGCAGAUUCGCGCAAACUCGUCAGCGCUGGGCGCCAACCUGACCAAGCGCGGCUACAAGCUCGUCACCGGCGGCACCGACAACCACCUCGUCCUGUGGGACCUGCGCCCAGAGGGCGUGAACGGCAACAAGAUGGAGAAGGCGUGCGACCUGGUGCACAUCACGCUGAACAAGAACGCGGUCGUGGGUGACGUCAGCGCGCUGGCCCCCGGCGGCGUGCGCAUCGGUGCCCCCGCCAUGACAUCGCGCGGCCUCAAGGAGGCCGAGUUUGAAACCAUCGCCGACCUGCUCCACGAGGCAAGGCCCCUGCUUCUGUGUGUGCUGGGAGUUGUCAUCGACGUGCAGAACAAGACCGGCAAGCUCUACAAGGACUGGCUCAAGGUAAUUGAGGCCGACCCGCGCCUGCCAGAGAUCAAGAAGAAGGUGGAGGCUUUUGCCUCAUCUUUCCCCAUGCCCGGCUUUGCCGUGGGCCAGAGUGCCGAUGGCCAGGUGCACAUCGCCCCUGCAGUGCAGCCCAAGGCAGCAUACAGCAAUGGCAGCGCCGUCACCGCUUGAUUGGCUUUGCAGUUGUUCAGCAUGUCCCGGCAUCAUGUACACAAAGUGCUGCGCCCUGCCCUGGGCACGAAUCUGUCAAUGAACCUCACCUUUGAAGGACUGUAUCUGUAAAUCGCAAAUUGGAACAGCUGUUGCUUCUGUUUCUGGGCAGAUUGAUACAGCGACUGCAUGUUGUCCCAGAAAUGAACACUUUUCCCGGGAGUCUAUUAGAAACUGCGCAAAGUGAUCCUCUCUGGGACUCCUUGAGUCCCAGACUCGCGUGUGCGCGGCGUCCUUGAGAUUUCAAUUUCUAGACGUGUAUCAAAUGUUCUUGGUAAUCUUUCUUAGAAAAAGUGAACAGAGCAUAU
Molecule: messenger RNA, 1924 nt
Organism: Coccomyxa subellipsoidea C-169
Lineage: Eukaryota; Viridiplantae; Chlorophyta; Trebouxiophyceae; Coccomyxaceae
Product: serine hydroxymethyltransferase 2
Exons: 10
Coding region: 57-1577 (506 amino acids)
Biological process (GO): tetrahydrofolate interconversion; folic acid metabolic process; L-serine catabolic process
Cellular component (GO): cytoplasm
Molecular function (GO): glycine hydroxymethyltransferase activity; pyridoxal phosphate binding; cobalt ion binding
Source: RefSeq, a predicted model, not a curated record